UCUAUUAUGGGAGUCAAGUUUUGUAGGGAGAGGCAAGUUAUGGACAACAGCCCAGAAAAACUGAAGAAGGAGUUAGAGGAAGAACUGCAGCUCAGUAGUGAAGACUUGCGUAGCCAUGCCUGGUACCAUGGACGUAUUCCUCGGCAGGUGGCAGAAGGCCUAGUUCAGAGAGAUGGAGAUUUUCUGAUUAGGGAUUCUCUCUCCAGUCCUGGGAACUUUGUACUUACCUGCCAGUGGAAAAAUAUCUCUCAGCAUUUUAAAAUCAACAGAACAGUUCUAAGACUCAAUGAAGCCUACUGCCGUGUUCAGUAUCAGUUUGAACUUGAAAGUUUUGACAGUAUCCCUGGCUUAGUUAGAUACUAUGUUGGGAAUCGCACACCAAUAUCAAAGCAGAGUGGAGCAAUUAUUUUCCAGCCUGUCAACAGGACUGUGCCUCUCAGAUGUCUAGAGGAAAAGUACGGUGUAACUCCAGUCCGACAAAAAGAGACAACUAUCCCUGAAGGAAAACCAGAAACUGCAAAAAGGCUGAGUCUUGGUAUAUCCAGCAUGCAAUCCUCAGAGAAGAGCAUACCCAAAGGAAAUCUUUUGAGAAACAAAGAGAAAAGUGGUAGCCAGCCAGCUAGUUUGGAUCAUGUUCUGGAGAAAAGAUUUCCUUUAAAGGCUCACCAGUCAGAGAGUUAUCUGCUAAUAGGUUCAAGAAAUCCAUCUCGAUUACCUGCAGCACAUGCAGACUCCUGUCCAAGCUCUCCUGCAUUCAGAACAGGCAGUGAACCUUCUCUAAGCCCCACGGUUGUUCAGAAAGUCACCUCUGAGUCACUCGUAGGGGAAGCUCUUAGAGGAUCAGACAGUCAGCUCUGUCCAAAGCCUCCACCUAAACCCAGCAAAGCACCCCUGAUGAAGCCCCCAGAUUCUCCUUUGGCUUCACACAGUUCUGAAGGACACUAUUGUGAACUAAGCCCUGCCAGUGAUCCUGCAGCAACAAAACAACUUGUAUUUCAGAAAAACAGCUACAUGGAACUGCUGACACGAAAGGAGAGGGGAACCUACUCAUUCAGGAACUCUGAAACAAACUAUUUGAUCCUGGAAGAUGAUUCUACAGUGAAUUCUGCAGAUCUUUUAGAAGCUUCAAAUGAGAUGACUCAAGAAGACAGCAUCUUUUCUGCCCCUGUUUUUGAGACAGUGUCUAGUUUUAAACCGAAUGAUUUUGAAUCCAAGCUACUUCCUCCCGAAAACAAGCCAUUAGAAACAUCAAUGUUAAGAAGAGUUAAGGAGCUUUUCACCAACAACAAUCCAAAGAUUAUUGCACAGCACAUUCUUAGAAUGGACUGCAAGGUGGCAAGGAUACUAGAAGUUUCUGAAGAGAUGAGGAAGAUUAUGGGAGUGAACUCUGGUCUUGAACUGAUUACCCUGCCUUAUGGACACCAACUGCGCCUUGACCUAAUUGAAAGGCACAAUACCAUGGCAAUAGGAAUAGCUGUGGAUAUCUUGGGCUGCACAGGAAGUCUAGAAGACAGAGCAGCAACAUUAAACAGAAUCAUCCAAGUUGCAGUAGAGCUGAAGGAGUCACUGGGGGAUUUGUAUGCAUUUUCCGCCAUCAUGAAAGCACUGGAAAUGCCACAGGUCUCUAGGUUAGAACAAACCUGGACUUCUCUAAGACAUCAUUAUACCCAGACUGCCAUUCUGUAUGAAAAACAGCUGAAGCCGUUUAGCAAGGCUUUGCAUGAAGGACAAGAUGAGUGGAAUAGUGAGUAUGAGUGACACUGCGCUCCACAGAACAAUGUAACAGUGCCACUGCUGAUGCCUCUCAUUACCUUGAUGGAGCGACAAGCUGUUGUUUUUGAAGGCAUGGACCUGUGGGAAAGUAGUGACCAAAGCUGUGAAAUAAUGCUCAAGCACUUGUCCACAGCUCGUCAGAUAGCACAGAACGCAGAAGUGUACAGCCUGAAUGCAGAACGGGUGCUGGAAGGUUUCCAGCCAGAUGAAGAGAUGAGUGAAAUCUUCAAGACAGAAUUUCAAAUGAGAUUGCUCUGGGGCAGCAAAGGAGCAGAAGUUAAACAAAACGAAAGAUAUGACAAAUUCAGCCAGAUUUUAACUGCACUUUCCCGAAAACUGGAACCUCCCCCAGUGAAGCAGGUGGAACAAUUAAGUAUAUAAGACUGUAAACACUAUUUAAAUUAUAUACUCGAAAUAACCUUAGCUUUCUUUUGGCAGUUUGGUAGUGCACAAACUUCUUGCAUUUCACAAGGAGUUUAGAAUUUCUAACUGCACAAUGCACACUUGUUUUAAAACUACUGAUUUCUAAACAAGUUAUUUAUUUACUGUGUCACCAAGUCACUUAAUGGUCCCUUU
Molecule: messenger RNA, 2349 nt
Organism: Apaloderma vittatum (bar-tailed trogon)
Lineage: Eukaryota; Metazoa; Chordata; Aves; Trogoniformes; Trogonidae
Gene: BCAR3
Product: breast cancer anti-estrogen resistance 3
Exons: 10
Biological process (GO): small GTPase-mediated signal transduction; positive regulation of peptidyl-serine phosphorylation
Molecular function (GO): guanyl-nucleotide exchange factor activity; phosphotyrosine residue binding
Source: RefSeq, a predicted model, not a curated record